Mytilus trossulus (common blue mussel) is the source of this 2756-nucleotide messenger RNA. Its product is annotated as zinc finger protein 862-like. Bases 828 to 2492 code for a protein of 554 amino acids. The transcript has a single exon. NCBI's taxonomy places the organism in Eukaryota, Metazoa, Mollusca, Bivalvia, Mytilida, Mytilidae. Gene Ontology annotation, molecular function: protein dimerization activity. The record is from RefSeq and is a predicted model, not a curated record.
UACAAAAAAAUGAAAAAAAAUUUGACAAGUCGAUGAUAUAGAUUUAUGAACAUGAUGAAGUGGACAUGAAGAACUCCUAAUGACAUUUCAAUAAAGAAUAUGUUUGAUUGCUUUACAGAGUUAGAGCUGAAUUAAAACCUAAUCUGGAUAUUAAUAACAUUGAAUGUACUAUAACAUUGAGAUAAGGUUUUAAUCUGGCAUUUAACACAUGUGAAACAAUCAGACAUGAAUGAGUCAUAAUGAGUUUUUUGUCUCGCUCUGCUUGAUCGUUUUAUAUAUGGUGCCUAAUAUCAUUAACAAUUAUACCAAUUAUUUACAUGAUACGUCACAGGUGCUUCAUGAGGAGCAGGACGUGUUGACCCUAAGGCCUUUCGUGUGCUCCUUAAUCACACACAGGCAGCGUUGUGUUGGUUCCAGUCUUAAGUUUUUAUUUUAUGUUUCGUAUAUAUAUUGUUGUUUGUCUUUUGGCCUAUUUUUCGAUUUUUGACAUGACCAUGUCAUUUUAUUUCCCACUGUUAAUCUUAAAAGUCCCUUUCAAUAUUGUAUCUUUCGACUCUCUUCACCUUUGGAGUUUCUGCUGUAGAUGCCUAAGUCAACAGUUAAUAAAGUCUCAUCAGACAGUCAGUGAUGUUGGAGUAGAUAUAUUGAAAUGUCCAACACCUUCAUACAUUUUGAGGAGCUGUCUGACAAAAUUAAAAAGAAACAAAAAGUGAAACCAAUGUGAAACUUGGAUAUCACAACUCAAGGAAUCAUAGAAUUGAUUGAUUGAUUGAUUGUUGGUUGCUUAACCUCGGUGCCCAGUGCCACUGUGGCAUAAUAUUCCAAGCAUGUUCAUGAUGAAUCAUAGAAAUGCAUUGUAUAAACGGAUCAUUUUAGACAAACUAAUUUGCAUUUUCAGAUUUGUGAAGACAGUUUAUGAUGAUCUUGUAUCAACACCACUUGAAAAGCUGAGAACUGAUGUGAAUUUCUUCACUAUACUCAUAGAUGGCGCCACUGAUGUAUCUGUUACCGAAAAUGAGUUGAUUUAUGUCAGAUUACUACAAGAUGGUAUUCCUGCAAACAAAUACUUUAGUAUUGAAGAUGUUGAAAGUGCUGAUGCUGCAGGUGUUUUGAACAGUAUAAAUGAGGCAUUUGAUCGACAUGGGUUGCCAGACUGGAAAGAAAAGCUUAUUGGAUUUGGAUCAGAUGGCGCAUCAGUUAACUUGGGUAACCGUUCAGGAGUUGCAAAGCAGAUCAAAGAUGAAGUUCCGCAUCUCAUCAUAACUCACUGUGUUGCCCAUCGUCUAGAACUUGCAGCCAAUAAUGCUAUAAAACACCAUAAGAUCAUGCGGGAGAUACAAGACAUUCUGCAACAUAUGUACAAACAUUACCAUUACUCGCCAAAAGCCCUUCGAGAAUUGAGAAAACUGGCUGAAGCACUUGAAGAAAAGAUUUUGAAACCUACAAAUCUGUCUGGCACACGUUGGCUUCCAUUUAUUGAGAGUGCUCUGCAUGUCUUGGUUGUUGACUUUCGUGUAAUUUUGGCUUAUUUUGAACAUGUUGUUGAGUCUCGAACUGGUUCAGCUGAAGUACAAGGGCGAGCUCAUUUCAUUAGCAAGAAGUUGAAAGAUUAUAAGUUUUUAUACCUGACCUUUUUUGUCUUAGACGUUUUAAAGGUGUUAAGUAUUCUUAGUAAAACCAUGCAGAGAGACGAUUUGACAUUGUCACAACUGUUUGAUGCCCUUACAACAGCCCAUCUUGCUCUUGCGGAGUUACGGAGUACCAAUGGAAAUCAGCUGUCAAAUUUCCUGUCUGAAGUUGUUGGCGAAACUUUUCGUGACAUAAGUCUGAAAAAUGUUCAUCAUGAAGAAAAUUAUGCAACGAUAAAACAAGAGAUGCUGGACCUAAUCUGCAAAGCUUUAGAUGAUAGAUUUGGACCAUCUGAAAAAGAUCCAUUAUUGCUUGCAGCUGCAAAAAUAACUGACUUUAACGACUGGCCGAGAGAAAUUCAAAACUUGGCAUCUUUUGGGCAAGAUCAACUCAACCUGCUCCUUCAACAUUUUCAGGACAUUCUCAACAGAAGUGGUUGUGACCUGGAAAUUAUCAAAAAUGAAUGGACUGAUUUUAAAGCCUACAUAUACAGACACAAACAAACAGAUAUCAGUAUAUUUUUUAUUAAUGACAAUCUUAAAACUAGAUUCAAGAAUCUGUUAUUCUUGCUGGAGAUCAUACAGGUAUUUCCACUAUCUUCUGCAGCCUGUGAGCGUGGAUUUUCGGCAAUGAAGCGUAUAAAAUCAGACUGGAGGAGUUCUCUAAAACCAGACAUGUUGCAGCGACUUUUGUUCAUUGCCAUCGAAGGUCCAUCAGUCCCAGAUUUCAAUGUGGAUUCAGUAUUCAUAAGGUGGUGGUCUACAGGAAGACCAAAGCAUCCUGGGUUUAACCCUUAUAACUACAGAAUGGAUAGAUCCAUAAGAGAACCCAGUGCCUGUGAUUUUGGAAGUGAUGACGAUUAAAUGAUUGAUAGUGAAAUUGAGUCAAACACUCAGUCUGAAAUAAUAAAGCAUUUUGUUUAUAUUAGUAUUCUUUAUUUAGUUACAAACAAAUUCAUAUAGCAUAACACAUUUCUCCCUUCAUAAGGUACGCUCAAAGCUCAAGUGUUUUUGAUGCAUAUCAUCAACUUUUUUUUUAAAAUUCGGACAAGUGAGUUAAGAGUUCGGACAAGUUGAUUUUUUUGCAACUUGUCCGAAGGGACAAGUGAGAAAAAAUGAUAAUGUAGA